Neurospora tetraspora is the source of this 934-nucleotide messenger RNA. RefSeq lists its product as uncharacterized. The record is from RefSeq and is a predicted model, not a curated record. The transcript is spliced from 2 exons. NCBI's taxonomy places the organism in Eukaryota, Fungi, Ascomycota, Sordariomycetes, Sordariales, Sordariaceae. The coding region runs from base 194 to 805 and encodes 203 amino acids.
CAGAAGCGUUCGCAGUGGUUCGUCCGUCUUCACCCCUCCACUCUUGAGCACUCCGUGUAAAUGGACGCACAGUGCACUCGGACAUGAUUCCUGGUUACCAUGGUUAGCUGCUACGCGAUUGGACCUCACCACAUGUGAAACUCCGUCCGUGUUCUUCGGCCCCGCAGCUUCUCAAUCAUGAGCGAGUCAGGCAAUGGACAACGAGUUCACGAUGGCACGACAACAACACAAGACGAACGAGGCGGACGACAAAACGGCAACCGCCAAUGCAUACACCCGUUCGGUUGAUAUUCAGGUCAGCCAAAGGUUUGUCGACAUCUUCCUUGAUCCCGCCACAAGCAAAACCACGCCGGCGUCCUGCCCAGCCCUGCCCAGCCCGACAUUCGGGCUUCGGCCGAUUUACCACGUGGAACUCGGUCCUUGGAUUACAAACCUCCCAGGAAGCGAACGAAUUGGCGGAAACAAGCAGGCAUCUAGGCACAAACUUCCUCGGAGACUUGCCAUCCACAUUCACUUCGGUAUCGAUACUUGCGAGAACAUCCUGACUGUCGAACAACCAGUUGCACCCGCUAAACCUUUUAGGAACCGUAUCCGUGACAGGUACUCCUUCUUCGGCCGAGCUGAACACGGAUGGAUGCCUGUGCAUACUCGCCAUCUUAUUGUUCACUGUUUCCCGGUCGUGGGCCAUCAAGGUGCACAUAUGUCAGCAUCGUCAGGGCGAGGUGGGCGUACAUGCGUCCUUGAACUCUAUGCAAACGCUUCUAGGGGUUCUGCGGUCACAGUGGACUUCUUGGGUUACGGAUGAAUGCGUUAUUGAGUCGCCGACCUUCGGGUACCAUGUCCCUGCAAGGCUAUCUCCGUUCAUCUUGAAGAUGGGAAUGAUCCUCUUGGCAAAACAUCCAAAAGACUUCCCAGCGUUUUGGUUUGGAGCCAC